Molecule: messenger RNA, 3978 nt
Organism: Symbiodinium pilosum
Lineage: Eukaryota; Dinophyceae; Suessiales; Symbiodiniaceae
Source: the annotation of a GenBank genome assembly
AUGGCCCAAGGUUUAGUGACCCACAGCCAUAGCUACAAAGCAGCGGCAGGCUGCUUUGUGGUUGUGUCGGGUGUUUUGGGUCUGCUGCUGUUGCCCAGCUUUCCAGCAUGCUGGCAGCUGGCCAAAGCAAUACACAGGACAGGUCUUCGCCGACUCAUCUACCACUUUCGAAAGGUGAAGAAGUUGAAAAGUUGCCGCUUCUGCGCCCGAGUCAUCCUCCCACAGGAAGCCUACAAGCUCUGCGGCUGUUGCGAGUUGCUCUGCUGCGUGAAAUGUAGUCAAGGAGAAGAGGCCUUCCGCCAUAAGCAUGUGCUACAUCAUGAAGUGCAGCCCUUGGUUGUUGACACCGAGCCACUAGCUGCGGCAAAGUCAGUUGGGCAGGCCUUGACAAUCUCCUUCGGUCUCUACUCAAGCCGGCCUUGUCUGGGUUGGCGUGCUGACAAUGCAACUUAUGCAUGGCAUUCAUACGGCGAAGUUGGACACAUGGCCGGCUGCUUCGCGACCGGCUUGCAGGGUUUGCUGCAAGGGUUGCGAAGUCAAGGCAAGCCCAUCGUGGGAAUACUGUCAGCAGUAAGCAUUCCAUGGUUCACGGUUGACUUUGCCUGCUCCUUGGCUGCCAUCCCGCUGGUGACUAUGCACCGAGCAACAGGAGAAGUCUCCCUGGCACACAUUCUUGACAAGACAGGUCUUUGCGUCCUUGUGGCGUCAAAGCACCUGCUCCCAGUGAUCUACCGAGCUUGUUCGGCAGCUUCUGCCUUGCGCUUGCGCGCUGUGAUUUGGAUCAACGAUGCCUCCGAGUCCUACUGCCUUCAGCACUCUGCUCGUCCGCUCUCGGACUGGCAGAGCACAACAAACACAUCAGCCUUGCAGCAGAAGUGUUUUGAAGAAAUCUUGCGGGAUGGAAGCGAUUCACCUCUGACCCAAGCAGCCUUCAGGGAGCCUAAUUGUGUGGCUAAGCUACUGCCGUCCAGUGGAAGCACUGGUGUCCCGAAACUGGCGGUAGUGACUGAAGAGGCGUUGUUGAAGAACACUGGACAGAGGUCAAUUGACAUUGUGGCCUACGCCUUUGAGGCCAUGCGUCAGAGCCACGACGUGCUAAUGCAGGGAGGCCGUAUCGGUGUCUUCUCCGGAUCACUGGAUCGAAUGUUGGAAGAUGCCAGAGCUUUGCGCCCAACGGUGUUUGCUGCAGCACCAACGUUCUGGAAUGGUUUAUGUGCUGACUUCGAGAAUGACGUGGCUCGGGAGCAGGAGGGCGAGAAGGUGAGCGAAGCUGAACGCUGCAUCUUGGGCAAUCGAAUCGACGCAUUGAUCUCAACCGGUGCGCCACUUCAGCACCGAGUGCAGCGGUUCAUGAUUCGUUUGUUCGGCAAGCUGGUAGUGGAUGGGUACGGAUGCACAGAGACGGGCAGGCUCGCGAGCAAUGGCUCGAUUGCACAAAAUGUGGAGAUGCGGCUGCAGGAUCUGCCUGAGAUGGGCUAUCUCACUUCAGAUUGUCCACCACGUGGUGAGAUCUUAGCAAGAUCGCCAUACAUGGCAGGAUACUUCAGCCUACAGCGAUUCUCAGAGCAAGGUACUAUCGGGCAAGUGGAAGCAGACUCCGAAGACUGGAUUUCACUGAAUGGCAUCAUGUACUUUCGAACCGGUGAUGUUGGCGAGCUCGUGGCUCCUGGCAACAUUCGUAUCAUCGACCGCUGCAAGCAUCAUUUCAAGCUCGCUCAGGGCAUUCAUGUCGCGCCAGAGCCCAUCGAAAGGGCUUUGCUCGAGAGCCAGUUGAUCUCGCAAAUCUUUGUGUGGGGCUGCAGCUUCAUGCAGGCCACAGGAGCAGUGGUCGUGCCUAGCCAGAAGCUGCUGCAGAAGCUUGGGCUGGGAGACAUGCAGAUCUCAUUUGCGUUGGAGUCGGCCCAGCAAGAUGCAUCACGCCUGGUUCUUGCAAGCCUGGCAGAUGUUGGACUCCCCAGACUCUUUGGCAGCUGCAGCCUCAGGCUGGAGACCCUUGCAGAUCUGGAGCGUCUUGUCCUGGCUGGGCCCCAGACAGCUCGUGCGAUUGUUUGCAAGAGUUCGCAAGUCAUGGAUUUCGAGAAGGAGGCACAGUCCAGAUGGGAAGACCUUGCACGCAGCGCUGCAGGAUUGUGUCAAACAGGCCAUCAGCCUGGGCGCGCUGUGUUGUUGACAGGCUCGACUGGGUUUCUGGGGGCCUUUGUCGCCUAUACACUUGCACAUGCUGGAUUCAAGGUGCUGUGCUUGGUACGUGCCACUUGCGCUGAACAGGCCACUGAAAGACUUCGUGCCUGUUUAGCAUUCUAUCAGCUUGCUGAGGAGCUUCCAAAUGCCUUAAUUGCUAUACCUACAGAAGGUGUCGAGAGUCCACAUUUGGGUAUUUCCAGAGGCCUGGAAGCUGUGGCAGGAAAGGUCGGCACAAUUGUGCAUUGUGCGGCACAGGUCUCAGGCGUCUUACCAUACAGCGCACUGUGUGAAGUCAACGUGGGUGGAACACAGCAGGCGAUUCUGACAGCCCUGCAAACUGGUGCGAAGCUGGUGCAUGUGUCCACGCUGGGGUUUGUUGAAGAUGGACACCCGGAAGUCAGCAAAGUGCCUACAACGCAUUUGCAUUGUCAUACAGGAUAUGCCCAGUCAAAGUGGGUGGCGGAACGGUUGGUAUGGAAAGCAAUAGAGUCAUUGGCCUUGCCAGCAAUUGUUCUGCGGCCUGGCACAGUUUGCGCAGCACGAUCAGGAGCCUGCAACAUCAAAGAUGCAGUCAGCAUGCUGCUGCUUGGACUUGUGCACUUGAGCUGCGCGAGUCUCGACGCGCGCUCACCAUUGCCAGCUGGGUUCAACUUGGUCCCUGUCGACUACGUUGCAGAAGCUUUGGAGCCUCGGCCAGAGGAGUCAGAGGACCCCAAGAGGAAUGCUGUCCACUGCAUUGAUUUGCGUUCACAAUUGUACUCUGAACUUGCCCUGGUGGAUGAGACGCAUCCCUUGUUUGCUCUGCGCAGCAGCCUAGGGCAAACUCGGGAUGCGUGCUCUGCUGCUCUCCCUGUCAUCAAAGCGCAGAAUGAGCGGGCGCUAAAGCUGAGGACACCACGCACCAUUACCAAGGGAAUCGUGCACAAGUCCAUCGACUUUCUGCAAAGGGAGAGGUUUGCCCUAAGCGUUCCAAAGUGGCCAAUGGCAAGUGGUCAAGACGGCAUCCAUGGUCAUGGCCAGAUUGAAUGGGCCAAGAUCCUGGGAGAAGAACUCAUGGUGGGCAGUCGAGCACAGGCAGCCCAAGUUGAGAAAGCAUCAGCCACAGGGGAAGCCAGUGUGCAGCCCACUGCCCACAAAAGUGACGGAGAUCAUCCGGGACCCAAGGAAGAGAAAUUGAGUUCUGUGCGAACCUCCCAUGCCAUCACUAGUGCUUUGAAAUUGCUGGUGUUGUACUUCUCCGCGCGAUGGUGUCCCAUUUGCGCGGAAUUUGACAUGAUCAUUCGAGACGUGUAUGCUGGCCUGAAGUCGUUGGAAGAAGCAUCAGACAUUGAAAUUGUUUUCAUUUCCUGUGACCUCUCCGAAGAUGCCUACAGGAUCCACCUGAGGCGAAUGGGAUCCCUGCUUGGGGCCACAUGGUCACCAAAGCGCUUGCAAGAAGUGUCAGACCGGUGGGAAGUCAAGGCAAUUCCAACAGCUCUUCUGCUGGAUGCGCGAGAUGGCCGCAUUGUCACAGCCACUGCCAGGAAAGACAUGGAGCAGGCGUACGAAAGUGUGAUGCUGAGCGGGUCGAAAGACACAAAGGACACGGAGAGCUACAGCAUCCUAAUGUUUCGCUGGCUUGAACUCCUUGACAUGCAACGUGCAGCUUUGGAUGAUGGGGUGGCUGUGAAAAUCGACGAGAGCUCUGACAGCGGGGCGUCUGGACGUUCUUCUCGCAACAGCCGCGGGAGCAAAGCUUCAUCACGGCGGUUCAGUAAAGGCUCGGCGCAACAAGUGCCGGCAGAAAGCAGCUGA